AUGUCGGAAGCCACUACGCAGCUGACCGUGCAUCCAGAGUCUGUCCAAGAGUCUUCCAACAAGGUGCUGGUUUUGAACACACUAGAAGACAAUGACCGAGUGGGGGAGACAAAGCGCUUCUUGUUGCGAAAUGGUCAUGUCGACAUCUGUGAGGAGCUUCGCUCAUCCUCCGACGAUUUGCCGCUGGAGGGAGCCGAUGUUGCGAGCCUACCGUAUUCUGUGUACAGCAACACGCUGUGGGAUGGCUCGCUACUUCUUGCAUCAUUUCUGCGCUCUCAGCCAUGGCGCGUGUGUGGGCAGCGUGUUCUGGAAAUUGGCGCUGGAUUGGGUUUACCAUCCAUCGUUGCUGCUUCGCUGGGAGGGCACGUCGUGGCGACAGAGCAGUCGCCAUUGGACUUGCUGCAACGGGAGGUUCGUCGGAACAGGGAAGUCGUUGACGCCGCAAGGGGUUCCAUCGAUGUUCAGGAGUUGGACUGGGCUCAGCACCCGGAGGCCAUCAUGCAACGUCUUGGGUCCUUUGAUGUGGUCCUGGGGUGUGACAUUCUGGCUGGUGUGAAACCAGGCACUGAGCAUUUCCGCCAAAUCCUGGGCAUUGUCCACAGCGUUGGCGCGGCUUGGGCAACUUGCUUGCUGACCUGGGUACCGCGCUGCGGUGUCGAGAUCAAAAGCCUCAUGGCAGCUGUGGAAACUUCACUCCCAAGCUGGAAAGUAAUCUUUGUGGAUGGGUCGCUCUUGGAAGCUGCUUACAGGACAGAUGGUGCAGAGAUUCUGCUUCUGACAAGAUCUGGAAACCUUCUUUCACUGAAUGAUUUGGAUUAG
Messenger RNA from Symbiodinium natans, 819 nucleotides. Lineage: Eukaryota; Dinophyceae; Suessiales; Symbiodiniaceae. The record is from the annotation of a GenBank genome assembly.